This is a messenger RNA of Pseudopipra pipra, 12702 nucleotides long. RefSeq names its product periphilin 1 (gene PPHLN1). Gene Ontology annotation, biological process: negative regulation of gene expression, epigenetic; protein localization to heterochromatin; negative regulation of DNA-templated transcription. Gene Ontology annotation, cellular component: nucleoplasm. NCBI's taxonomy places the organism in Eukaryota, Metazoa, Chordata, Aves, Passeriformes, Pipridae. The record is from RefSeq and is a predicted model, not a curated record. Bases 169 to 1089 code for a protein of 306 amino acids. The transcript has 10 exons.
UGUGGUGCUGUCCGGGCGGUGCGGGGCCGUGCGGGAGGUGCGAAGCUGUCUCGGGGUUUCGGAGCCGUCCUGGACGUGCGGGGCCAUCCCAGGGCCGCCGCGCCGCGGGAGCUGGACGCGGGAAAGUGAAUGGAUCUUCAGGAGCAGAGUUGCUAAAACUGACGGAAAAUGGCAUAUCGAAGAGAUGAAAUGUGGUCUGAAGGGCGAUAUGACUAUGAAAGAGUUCCAAGAGAACGUCUCCCUCCAAGGAUUCACGGUGAUGGUGAUUACCACAGAAUAGUAAACGUUGUGCCCAAGAAACCACCACUGCUUGAGAGACCUGGGGAUGGAAAUUACAGUCGGUAUGAUGAUUACAGUCAUGCCGAGUACAGAGACUAUGAAGAGGGUCGUAGUUUUGCCCAUGACCGAAGAAGUGGCCCUCCACACCGAGGUGUACGUAAGGAUGAAUCAGGAUACAGAUGGGCAAGGGAUGAUCAUCCUACAAGUCGGCAGCCUGAAUACAGGGACGUCAGAGAUGGCUUCAGAAGAAAAAGCUUCUAUCCUUCUCAUUAUGUGAGAGAUCGAUCCCCUCAUAAGAGGGACUCUCCUUUCUUCAGGGAAUCACCAGGGAGCCGAAGGGAUUCUCCGCACAGCAGAUCUGGCUCUAGUGUCAGCAGCAGGAGCUACUCUCCUGAAAGAAGCAAAGCUUAUCCUUUCCACCAGCAUAGCAGAAGUAUGUCAUCUUUACAUAAAAGAAAUAUUUCUUCUCAGCAAGGUAAAGAGAGGACACUGAGAACGUCGAGAGAUGCAUCACCUUCAGGGUCCACAGCAGUACCCUCAUCAAAGGCCUUGGAGAAGAGCAACAGACUAUCAGAAAAGGAACUUGCAGAAGCUGCAAGCAAGUGGGCAGCUGAAAAGUCAGAGAAGGCUGAGGAAAGCAAUUUACCUGAAAUAACAGAGUAUGAUGCUGGAUCUUCAGCUCCAUUAUAUGUCGAACAAACGGGGGAAACAGAAGCAAAUAUAACAGAUAGUACGGAAUUAUAUGAGGAUGGCCAGUUUCUUGGUCGCUCAAAAGCAAUUGCAACUAAGACAAAGGAGAUUGAACAGUGACUUUGCAUAAUCAUGUUCCUGGUGAUCAUGGCUUUCCACAUGUGCUGGGCCUGGCUGGGAUGGAGUUAACCAGAGUAUGCUGUCAGUGCAGUUGAUUUAUCCCUGUGCAUCAGAUCAUAGGCUCGUACAUGGCCUAAAUCAGCUGCUACCAAAUGCAUAAACUUAUGGCUAUUUAAAAAUGACAAACUGAAAAAAAUACAAAGAUUAGGAGCAGAUUUUUUUAAAAAUAGCAGUUGUGAUUAUUUAGGCUGAUACUGGUGAAUCUGUGGAUUGGUUUAAUUCCCCUAGGUCCCCAGGGUUAUAGUGAUGAAAACAGAUGAAAAUUUGGACACGAAACUCUAAGGUUCUUUUCAGUAUGAUCUAAUGCUAUUGCACUUGGUAGAGUUUGCCCUUAAUUCUAAGGCAAUCUAGGUUAUGAUCCAUGAAAUGGAAUACUUUUAGGAACUUGGCUCAGAAAAGCCUGAGGAAUAAUUAAAGAUUUGGAUUUUGCAGAACCAGUUUCUCUGGUUGUUGAUUUGAAUAUUGAAGCUGUCAGCUUCCACAGAAUUUAAAUAAGAUUUUAGAAUGAUGCUAGAAGUACCUUCAAUACAUCUUAACUGAUGGAGAUGCUUAUUUUCUUAUAAAAUGAGGUACUAUGAAUUUGUUAAGAGUUAGACAGAAUAUUUAUUUGAUCAUUGAAACUCAAGACUGGAGAAUUAUCUGUAUAUUUUUCAAAUAAAUAUUUAAAAGUAGAUUCUGCUUCAGCAAUUAAAUUUUCUGGAUUUUUUUUAUUGUUGUAAUAGACCUAAUGAUUUUCAUAAUCAUCAUUAAUAGCAUAAUGAAUCAUCAUAAUGAAAUACUGUGAAUCUUCCUACUGUAUACUGAAGCAGUCUCUCUGUACAAACUUAUACGCUAUUCUAUUGACUUUGAGUUCUCAGCAUCCAAAAGUAAAUUUAAUUUAGUUCUGUGUGGCUUGAGUUCUCUUCCUUUGACAAGUAAUGAGAGAGGGAGCAAAGACUGGAAUGCAAGGUAAAUUUGCAGUGCUGUUGUGAACUGCUUACUAAAGGUUCUUUGGAUGAAUUUCUCAGUAUAAUUUAUACUGAUUUUACUACUUUUUAACUGAAAGUAUGUUUCUGUUUUUCACACAGUGAAAUUAAUCCUUAUCAUACAAAUUUAAUACUGUCACUAGUCAUGCUGUAUUGUUUAUACAGAUGUAACAUUUAAAUCUUUAAAGUGAACUGUAAGCUAUAAUACACUUUAGAAAGAGUGACCUGAUAAGAAAAUAUUUAAUAUAUUUAUAAGAAAGCUUUUUCAUUAUUUGUUUCUGAUUAUUUGUCUUGAAGACUCAAGUAAUAGCAGAAAAAAUUUUGCUCCAUGGACUUCUUUUCAGUUAAAUUUCAUUCAGGUGUUUAAAAUAGUUUCUGAAUAACUAGUUUUAGUUAUUAUUUCUGGAAUGUAAUUUUGUGGAAGGAUUACUAAAAUAAAUUAUUUAUUGCAAAGACUUAUGCUGCACAAGUGGUGAAGCUGUAAUCCCUCUGCAAAGCAAGAUUUCCAAACAGUUGUUUUUCAGUAUACACUGGACAGCUAUUAAGGUAUUUAAAAUAAGUAAUGAGGUCAGACAGGGCUUGUGCCACUGGGUAUGUGUCAAAGAAUUGGUGAGGGUCCAGCUAGUGUUUGAGGAAAUGAGGCUUGAUUAGAAUGCUUGACCCAUUGGAUCUCUUCUACUUCUGUCUCCCAAGUUGUUCUGCUUUCUCUUGGAGCACCAGAUCUAGUGAUGUUUGCUUUUCCAUUCAUAUUUAUUCUUAACCUGAUUGCCAGGUAUUUUUGCUGUUCCAAACUCCUGAUAAAGCCCUCUUUGCUUUGUCCUCUCCACCUGUCUCCAAAGCUCCAACCAGGAAAAAGAGCAAAAUUUUCCAAAUAUGUACUUUUACUUCAUAGUACUGUUGUUCAUAGUACUUUUACUACAUGGUACUGUUUCAGGCAAAUGCAGAGGCAGAAAACUGUGCUGACAGAACAUGCAGUGUCGCAAUGAGCAAAUUCAUUGCUGUACAGCAGAGAAACAGGCAGCCUGAUGCCCUGGGGGGUGGUGGUGGCAGCUUGUGAUAUAGUCUGUUAUUUCUCUUAAUAAAAGCAAACAAAAAAAAAAUCCCUUGAGCAAUUGAAUGAAAUAUUCAUACAGGUGUUCUGUUUAAAUAAGUGCUUCUCCAUAUCUUGUGUAUCGCUCAUAUCACUCUUUUGCAAAGUUCCCUUUGCCUUUCCUCUAAGCUACAAUAACAGAACCUCCAGAUUCAGAAUUUUAAAGGAAAUGUGAUUGUAAAUGAUCACUCGACUCAUGAAGAAAAUAUUUGUAUAUUAUUUAUUUGACGGGGGACUUAUUGCAAGCAUUCAUGUAAAAUCAUGCCAUUUAAAGAAAAAUGAAGUUUUGUGUGCUGAUGAUAACAGGGGAAAAAGUGUCAGACCAAGUGCUAGUUGCUGUUAGCUAUAUAGUGACUAUCUUUUAAGAGUCUGCAGUUGCUUUGCAAAUAUUGACUGAAGCUGACAUAAAGAGAGAAGACUAGAAGUUUCAUGGAUAAAGGCUUGGAAAAAUCCAGACACUGUUUUAACAGAGCCAAGAAUUAUCUAUGUCACUCUCAAACUAGAAAAACUCCAAAGUUUAUAUUUGAUUUGAAAUGUGCCAAUAUUACUUGGAAAGGAAGAGCAUGGCUGAAGAUGCACAGGUGCUUGAAAACGUUUCUGAACUGGGACUGCAGAUCCUGGACAUUUCUGACCUCAUCUUUGAAAGAACAGGCAUAGUGGCAGUAUCGUGGAAACAUCCAGCUUGGAUGGGAUCUCACCUGAGCCAGUCUCCUCUUGAAAAAGGGCCUUAGAUCAGGUUGUUCAGGGCUUUGUCAAAUUGAGUCCCACAUAUUCCCAAUGAAGAAGACUGCUGUUUCUCUGGACAGCCUAUUUUAGUGUUUCACUGCUCUGUCUCUUGAGCUCAGCUGCAUCACAGUCCAGAACAUGCUUUUUUUCCAACAAGGACACAGUUUCUGCUCACUGCUUCUCUUGACAGCUUCCUGUCCCCAUUCUUGAACUGCAGAAUCCCAGCUCCUUGCUGUGUUCCCCUGUUUUUAGGACCUGCUGCACUGGGAGUGGGCUCAGCUGUUCUCAGGGAAGGGUUGAUUUCCUAGAAUCCUCUGGCUCUGCCACUUUGUGGUUGAAAGAACAGAAUUUUUCCUGUCAUUUUUGCACAGCAGGUACUGGGAAAACUGUUUCCUUCCAUCCGAGUGCAUAGUCUUUUCAAUCUUUGUGCCUCUUUGCACUGAAUGAAAAUUCUGCAGCAUUAACGUGUGUCUCAUAUUUUAAUAUAUUCCAUUAAGUAGGGUCUAGAUCUAUGAUGUGUUCUUUAAUGUUCGGUUUGUAAUAGGAGGCUUUGGAGAGUUUUUAAAAAAUAAAAUAGGGAAGUAAUUAACUUUCUCAGUUGAGGUGUUUUUUGAUUGUUUGGGUUUUUUUGAAGCUGGGUGUUUCCUUAGACCUUUGAACAUGGCUUUCCCUCUUUGCUCUACAUUUAUAAUUUUGAAAUAAGGUGUUACAUGUUGUCUGAGUAUUUGUCUGAGCAUAGUGAGGUAGAACCCCAUUAAAGAGAUGCUUAAAAGAUUGGUCUGAGUACUUGAAAAUAGUGUAGCAGAAAAGCUUUCAUUGUCAUGUCAAGAUCAAUGAAUGCCUAUAGUUUGCUAAUGUAACCAUUUAAUGCACUUUUAAAAUACUUUUACAUUUAAUAACAUGCAGUAUGCAUUAAAGUAUUGUUUUGGAGUUGUUUAGUUUCUGUUUUUAUAUAGUUAAGGAUCAGCUUAUGCUUUCAGUAUGUAAUGUGCUGAAGUGUGGUAUUUUUUUGGAAGUGAUGACAAAUACCUCCCUGGUGUUAAACUCACAAUUGGAGCUAUUCAGCAUCAGUGUUACACAAAAGGCUAUCUCUUUGUUCUUCCUUUAUGAGCAGGAGUAGCAGGGAUUCUUAAAAUGUCUUAUCUUGUCUAGACAUCAAGUCUGCAAUACUGUGUUAAUUAGUCCAUUAUUAUGUGUCCAGUUUCUUACACAUUGCGUAUGCGAGUGACAUCGGUUACCUUUGGAAAAGUAUUAUUUUCUGAAGACAGAUGUUACCAAAUGACAAUUUUACCAAGUACCUUCCUUGAUUUUGGCAAAAAUCAAACCUCUUAGUCUCUGAAUGAGAUUUGACACUCAGAGCUUCAAUUUGGCUGUUAUCACAGAGUUCUGGCAUCUAACAAGGAAGCACAGGAAUUAAUACAUUCAUGAAUGCUUUUUUCUGUUAAGAGAAUUACUGUCAGACUGUAUGCUUCCAGUUCACCAAUGUCUUUAAAUAUGCAGCAGAAUAGUAUUUUAAAAUGUUCAAAACAUUUGAAUUAAUUGCUUCUUUACUUGAAUUUCUAAAUGAAAAUUGCUCGUUAACAGCCUUCUUGCUGGAAGAUGGUGAAAAUAAGACGUUUUUCUAAAGCUUGCAUUUGAAACUUCAUAGCUACAAUGCAUAGAAAGAAGGAAACCUAGGUGUGUGACUGGGUCCACAGGCUGCCCAUAUUCUGUUUUCAGAUCUGCUAACUCCUUUUUUUUAAGUAAAUUGCUUAAAUCUCUGGCCUAGAAGUUACAGUUAAGUAAGAAAAACAGGUUUUAGCAAUUAUAGUGUGUGUAGUUUCAGAAGAACUGUUUCUUGUUCUCCUUCUCUGUCAUAUUUCUUGUUCUGGUAAAACCUAUAUAGCAAUAGCUGAAUUGUCUUUGUGUGUAUUUAACACAAUUAAUGGGACUGUUCUCUGGAGGUGCUGCUCUGAGCGAAGACUGACCUGUCGCAAAGCAAUACUUCACGUUGCAAGGACUUAGUUAAGAAAGCUUUUGUUCUAAUAUCAGAACAUAAAAACAUUAUUACAGGCAUUUCUUUUGUAAUAAAAUAGUUACAAUUUCUGUAAUGUAUGAGAGUAUACUGUACGCCUUCCUCUCUGCCCCCAACCCCCCAGUGUCCAUUGCUAGUUUUGUUUUGCUUCAAACAGUGUAAAGAUGAAACAGGGUGUAAAUAUGAAGUAGCGUCUGCAUCUUGGCUAGGAAUAAGCUAAUGGUAAAUAUAUCAGAAAAGUUUUGUAAGGCUUGGAUAUGAUAGAUUAAGCACCUAAGUUUUAGCAGUUGUAGUAAAAUAAAUAAAUUACUAAUUGGAGUAAUUGGAGUCCAGGAAAAAAUUAAAGAGGCUUUUGAAGCUGGCCUUGGGUGCACCUUUUCUUUUGACUUUAGCUGAGCCAGGGAAACAGGUUACUGUUUCCUCAGAUUAACUUGCUGGUCUGCUUGUGCUGCUGCUCAUUUCAGGCAAAAUUAUCUAGGUUAGAAAAGAAUCCCCUAAUUAAAAUAUAAGUUAAGAACUAGGUGAGUUAAGUGAAGCUGAAAGAACUGGAACAGUGGCUAAAAAACACAUUAAAGGAUUAUUUCUGAUUGUGGAUGAGGUCAGGCAUGCUUUGUUUCUGACAGGAAUAGACCAGACAAGAGUAACAGGGCAGAUGAGAGUAAAAGAUGGGGAGGCUGUAGAUUUUCAUUCCCUCCUAGCUUUUCUGUUGUCCUUCAAACCUUGUGUACUUAAUACACAGUGGCAAGGCCUUAAUGAUGGAAUCAUCAUCAUCAGUCUAAUUUGGUUGGUAGCAUAGUAUGUAUCAUGCCUCCUCUGAGCUUAUGUUUAUUUUAUUUAAAUGUAAGUUGUAAUUAAGAGAGUUAAUUUAUUUUUUCAUAAUCAAGAAAACAUUUGUCUCAGGUUCUGGUAUUUUGCCUUAGGCUUCUCAGAAAAAUUGAUGACAAUCCCUUUACUUAAUUCUAUCAUCUCCCUAUGAUCUUGUUUCAUCCUUUUGUGGUUUAUUAGUUUCCUUGUAUCAGUAUCCUUCUCUUUAUAUAUAAAAGGCAAAUAAUUUAUUUCUUUUUACACAUUCUUAGACACUUUUUCUUCGAUAAUAAUUCUGACUUGCUGAUUUUUCUACGACCUUUUACUUCUUACUCUAGACUUCAUUUUUAUCAUUGCAAAAUCAAAUUGGUUACAUUGCUGAGUUUAUUUGAUCUCUGUAGUUCACACUUGCCUUAAUUCUUUUUUUUGGUGUUGGGAUCUUUCAGUGUUAUAAAUAUGAGCUGUUUGUUAGCAAUUUGUGUUUUCGUGUUUAUGAAACUGCAAGAUGAAGCACAUAAAAGCUUUUGGUCACCAUCUUCAUAGUAUCUUUUAUUCUUCUUACAAAUACAUUUAUUUAAAGCAAAGUACUUGUAAAAGGAUGUGAAAAUUUUAGCUACUUUCCUUUUCUUGUGUUUGGGUCACAAUGCUUUAGAAGUUGUAGUCCUUCACUUUACGGUUUUCCAGCUGUGUUCUAUUCCUUUUCCAUGGACAUUAAUGGGUUAUUUGGUAGGCACUGCUGUGUUCUUAAUUACAAACUGCUGCAUAUGCAAAAUCAGUGCAACUCAUUCAUUUUACUUCAGUACCUGAAGGUAUGGUUUAAUAAGGAAAUAUAUUACCACAUUUCAGCUUUUUGCCAGCAGCUUUUUUCAUUGGAAAACUGAUAGAAAGUGUUAAUUUAUAUGCAACACUCUCAGGGAAAUACUUUUAAGAGAACUUAAUACCAGAAAUGUAUGCAUUUAUGCAAUAACAGUAGGGUAUUUCUUAGAGAGGUUGGAAUUAGAUAUAAUUCACCUUUAGCUUUCUAUCACUAACUAUCUAUUGAAGAUCUUAUGUUUUUUAGUGUAAACAGUUUUAGGCCUGUGCUGAUCACAUUAUUUUGGAGUUGGUGAAUGCUGAACCCAUUGACAGAUGUAGAGUUUUUGAUGUAGAGGCACUUCAUUAUGUGAUCAUGCAGUACUGCAGAUUGCAAGAUCUCACAACUGUUUGCUUACACACGUCUUAAGGGGGAUUGUUUACAGGUGUUACAAUGUGGUCGCAAAUCUCUGUAAGACUUAAAUGAUAGAGGGUUAGUAGUUAGGUACUUGAUAAAAUUGCUGAACUAGGUUGAAACCAAAGAAAAUGUGAAAGGAGGUUGUUCAAAUCUGAAAGACAAGAUCCACUUCUUGGUCAGAUAAAGUGGAAGUUUAAGGAGAUACAUAUUAAAUAGCAUUUUUUCAAUCAACAGCUAGCAGUGAUUGCUUGAUUUAAGAUUUCUGGUUCUGUCGUGAGAAACCAGAAGAACAUAAAGACAGGAUGAAAGAAGACUUGGAAACUAUAAUACUGAGUAGGCUGGAAAGAAAAAAGAUUAGUUUUAGGAGAUGAUGAGUGCAGAAAGGUAUUAGAAAGAGAAGAAACUCACUAAAAAUGUGUGGGCCUUGUUAUAUAAUUAGGAACUAAUUAUGAGAAAUUGCUUACUGAAAAAACUGUCAGAAGUUGAGAUGCUUGGAAGGAUAAGCUGAACUGACACUGGCGAACCUCCUGAGAAUGCUGAAGGAUGAAACCAGAAAUGAUGCAUAGUCUGAGCCUUGAUAAAGGCAGUAAUUUCUGUAGGAGUGAGUGUUGGUUUUGUGGUGUGUUGCGUUUUUUGUUGGGAGGGGUUGGGUUUUUUUUGUUUGGGGUUUUGUUGGGUUUAUGGGGGUUUUGGUGGUGUCGGUGGAGUUUUGUUGUUGUUGCUUUUGAUAACUUGGAUUUAGUUCAGAGGAUAGAGAAAGCCUCCUUUUCAAUUUUGUCUCCAGUUUAUUCUUUCUUUAGCAGAAGGGCAUUGGUGGACUUAAGAAGUAGGUUAGCAGUGGUGUUUGAUUUUAUUUUUGGACUGUUUUAAGGAUUAAAGAUCAAAUUCUCUUUUAGUUGACUCAAGGCACUGAUGAUCAAAGUUUUAAGUAUUUUUUGUUCUUAUAACAUAAUGUCUCUUCAGCAUUGUUACUAGGGAAACCUGCUGCUUCGUGGAUUGAAACAGAGUGAGAAUAGGAUCACUCCCAUAAACCUAGUAAUUAGAUCCAGAGAUCUAAAUUCCCUUAGAAAUAGCCUAAGCUCAAAGAACUACUGUCUAACGUCUGUACCUCCCCAUUCACAUCAUCUCUAUCAGUAUUCCCAAUACAGUCUGAGCAUUGAUCUUCUGAAAGACUUAGAGAGGAAACAAGAGUCCAAGUGGUGCUUAAAAUAAGAUGUCUGUAGAGCAAAUGGAGGAUGGUGUCAUAAGGGAAAGGUUUCGUAAAACCAUGUGAUGAUGGGAAUGCGGUAAUUGAGCGAACAUGCAAAAAGCGCUGUAAGUGGUAAAUGAAAUGUGGUGACAGGAAGGACUUGAUGUUUGGCAUGGAAACUGGUUUCCAUUUCUCCUGCACUGACAAGAGCUUUCAGGCCUCAGGAGGUUGAAGUAGACAGCGGCAGAGUAGUAUCACUCUACCUGUAGGGAGGGAAAAUUUGCAGAAGUGUGAAUCUACAGUUUUAUGGAUUUUUGUGUCUUUUACAGACUGUGGUGCUUAUCUUUAUAUAACAGAAACUUGGUUUGUAGAUGAGAGUUUUCCUGGUGAAUAUAGUUUAAUCCUGUGAUCCAUUUGUAAUCUGAUUUAUAUACAACACUGAUGCAUGUGUAAAUAUAGGAUCAUCUGUGACCAAAGACAGUUGGGUGACAGGUUGUAUUUGUCACCUGAUUCUUAAAUUUAUAUGUUAUAUCUCACUGCCUGAUGUCUUCUUUCUUUUGGCAGUUGUUUCACUGAGCAGGUUAAACUCAGUAUGUUCUAAAGAUGGAUAGACUACACCCUUUUGCAAUAGCUUGUUCUUUUCUGUGAAUAUUAGUGGAUUAUUUAAAAGUAGCUACAAUUUACUGUUACAUAGUUUUUUGUUCAAGUUAUUUUGAGUACAUUUAAUAUUUAUUUAGGUUUUUAUCUUAAAACCUUGGCAUACAAAGUAUUAAUUUUCUCUGACCUUGAAAUAAAUACAGGGUAAUCUUAUAGUUUCAAAAGGCAUCAGAAUUGGGAACUUUCCUAAAUGAUAUGGGGAAAAAAUCUAUUGUAGCAUAAGUUGUUUAUACAUGGGCUUCUUCUGUAAGUUAAGAUUGUGAAAACAUUAGAUUUUUAUCUUGGGGUAUAAAUGACUAAUGCACAUAAUCAUUUAUUGCUGACCCGCAAGGAUCACUUUUCCUGUUUUGUUUGACUCUUUUUUGCAUUGAUGUUGCAACUUUUGAGUCCUCAAUGAUUGUCUGGACGUACAUUAGUAUGGAUAUCGCAAGGGCACGCGUCACAAAACAUGGCAGAAAAACAAGGGCCGAGACUCCACAGGAGAAAGGUUACAGUGUGCCAGUUUUCCUUGCUACUUUGACUUGCAAAGGCUAAGAGAGUCAGCCUGACUUGAAAUAAACACAGAAGGUGAAUACUGACCAAUCGAGUGGGUCAUGUUGUUCGUGGUUCUUUAGCUUUUCAUGCUUCUUUAGAAGGAUUGUUCAUACAUGAAUUUUUUAAACUACUGAACUUCAAGUAUUGCUCUCAAUGACACUAAUGACCUUUGAUACAUGUUUUUGAUACUGUUUCUCCAGUGUUUAAUUCGCUUCUUUCCCCUUCUCCUGACUGCAGAUGCCUUAAAUACUUAGUUUCAUUACAACAUGAAAUGUUGUACUUAUGUGGGUUCUGUGUCUGCUUACUUGACUAUAAGUAUACCUCACAAGCAGUUCACCACCUCAGUAUAGUAGAUAAUUUAUAUAUUAACUUUUUUGGUCACGUGCUACCUAAAAAAAAAAUCUCCACAUAAGCAUUUUUAAACAGAAAAUCAUAAGUAGGUUAGGAUAUGCCAACACAAGCUUCAACUGGAAAUUUUCCCCUUUUAUUAUGUUUCUUUUUAAAACUUGGCUUUCUGGAGAAACUAGCUUAUGCAGUUGCGGAGUAUCUAUGCUCUGUAUCUUUCGACUCUAUUGUCAGAUUUCAACUAAAUUCAAUUUAGGCAUAAACCAAAAUGAUUAAUUGUUACAAGCUUUAUGAAAAUAGGCAGUGACAGAAACUGCAUGCAUUCCAGUGGAGACCAUGUUAUGAUUGCAUCUCAUUAGACACCCAAAAGUCUCCUUAAGCAAGUGCUGCUGUUUAAAAACAAGGAAACAAAAAAACAACCAAACCCCAACUUUUACCACUGCAGACUUCAGCUGCACAUUACAAAGAGUUUGGUGCUACCGUAGCUUAAGAAAUUAUGUUCCUGUACUGUUCCCUGUGCUGGCACAGUAGUCUUUGUGGGCCUGACCAUGAAUCAGGUCAAGAAAAAGAAUGAAAAGUUUAUAGAUACUCCUUUACCCAGUUCUCUUAUUCACAGUGUAGCUCCUUAAAUGUGCCUGCUGCUACAAGGGAGUACCCUUGCUGUGUUGUAUGUCGAGCCACUACCAUCUCUGAACAUUCACUAUCUUGAAGGUACUGUUCAGACACACUUAGUGUACUGCUUAGACACUGCUUAGUUAUUUAAUCAUCAGGCAGUAAUCUAUAGAAAGCUGUAGUCUUUGGUGGUAUUUGCAGAGUAGCUGUUUAUUUUUUCAGGGAAGAUAAAACUUUAAAAAAUAUUUCUGUUCAAUUUCUAUCUAAAGCUGCCAUAACGAGAACUCACUUCAAGACAUCUCACUAUCUUCUAACUUUGAUAGCAUUGGUUCUGCGUAUUUUCAAGAAUUAACUCACUUGGAAGUACUAGUGCAUCACUAGACACCCUCAUAACAGCCUCUUCCACGUGGCCUGUUGGAGCCAAACUUCGAUUUAGUUGUGAACCAAACUGGUACCUGUUGGCUCCAGCCUUUAAGUUUUUGAGUAGAUUUUGAGCAGAAAGAGCAGUCACAAUAAACCAGUAUUUUUGGUAGUCAGAUAGCUUGGUUUUGUAAACUAAAUGAUCUCUUUUAAUUCAAACUCUAAUCGCUCGCAGUUCUUUAAAAUAUUUUCACUUUAGGAAAAUGAAUACCAAGAGAUUUUUGUUUUAUUUAUUGUCUCUCAGCUAAUGCAAUGAAGAACUGUAAGUGUGCAAUUAUAGAGAAGUGUUCCCACACCAAGGCACAGCUUGCUGUAAAGUAAAGCUGGAAGCUCUUUUGCAUGUGUCUGUUACCUGCCACUUGAACAGGGUAGUUGUGACAAGAACUCUGUUACAGUUUAAGAUAAGGAUGUCUCUGUUCGUUUGGGGGGACCUGUGAGCUAGACGCGGCCUCCUUGAUACGUGUAAUUAGAUGACUUCUGUUGGUGGUGCAGUCUCGCCUGUAGCUCUCCCAGCAAAGGGGAUGGAGACUGUAACUUCACCAGUUCUUGGCAGUGGCACUGGUGGGCCCCUCCACACCCAACAAAAAAAUUUUGUUUUUUCGCACAACUGAAAGGGAGAAACCAAUCUAGGAAGGCGAGUGUCAAGUUAGGAAUCUUCCUGUCCAAGUUCUUUUAUAUGCCAAGAGGUGGACCAUAACAUAAGGAAGAGAGGAGGACUGGAUAUGUCCUUGGGAAGGCAGGGACAAAAGGAUACAAGAGUUUCUGUGGAAGAGGCAGUGUAGAACUAUGUCUAGCUGAGGAAUGAGGUGACCUCUGAAUUGGAAGGUGGAGGAAAUCUGGAAGGGAUGAAAGGAUUUGUGGUGACAGGAGAGGUAGGGUUAGUAACUGAGUGUGGGAAGCAAUGAACCAGGGUGGGACUGGAUUUGCAGUUGAAAAAAAAAAAUAAAGAUUUGUGCCAAGAUCAGGAACUGCAGCCAAGAGGGUGGG